Baudoinia panamericana UAMH 10762 is the source of this 3542-nucleotide messenger RNA. RefSeq lists its product as uncharacterized. The coding region runs from base 449 to 3049 and encodes 866 amino acids. Gene Ontology annotation, molecular function: cysteine-type peptidase activity. NCBI's taxonomy places the organism in Eukaryota, Fungi, Ascomycota, Dothideomycetes, Mycosphaerellales, Teratosphaeriaceae. The record is from RefSeq and is a predicted model, not a curated record. Gene Ontology annotation, biological process: proteolysis. The transcript is spliced from 2 exons.
GGAGAGCCCGUCACGUGCUCUCGGUCGCGCAACGCCACACCACCUCCCUCUCUCUGCUGCAACGUGCCGGUCCUUCACCUUAAGAUCACCUCAUGUGUGGUCAUCUGUCCAGUUGAAUUCAUAGCAAGAAGCCGGACUACGCAAUGCGCAAAGUGGUAAAUAUAGUCAGAGUGCCUCGCGCUCUCACUACUCCUCCGCUCUUUCCCGCACUACUGUGCAAGCAAAGCUCCCACAAACGAUCAGCACAGCCAACAUAAGCACGGAACUGUGGCUCUAAGCGCUGGCAACAUGAUCAAUAGCCUGGAACCUGGCGUCGCUGACUUAGAAGCUUCCUGUGCGACGGUCGAAUAGUCAAAUUCCGAGUCAACGCAGCACCGGUGUUCAUGACUGACCACAUACAACGCCCUCCUGUACCCGAGCGUCUCCUGUCCAUGCAGCACGCUCGAACAUGGCUAAUGAUGGGGACGUUCUCGAUGAUUCUCUACGGAAACUAAACACUGCCUACGACAUCCAGUCUGUUUUGAUCACGCUGAAUCUGGCCUGUGAGCAAAGUGAAGCGCGACAUCAAGAUGUCAGCGGGUAUCUUCAUCUCCUCACUCCCGCCACUCUUGAGUCGAUCGACGGGCUGCUUAUAGAGUAUUGUAAGAACCACAUGGGCCGAAACGUCUCUGCUAGUGUGAGCAGGCUUCACCGUACGGGCUGGCUGCGGCCUCAUGAAAUCGUCGCGAGGUUUGGGACCAACGCCUUCAGAUCCGAGCGGUUCCUUGCUAGCCUCAAGAAGCUCUCGCAGGUGGCCACAUUCGACACGGUCUACCCAAUCAUGCGAGCGGCCCGCAACGAGCGCGCAACAGAUGGUGACUCCGUUGCUCGGUGGACGGCCAAAGACGCCGACACUACCAUAGGACGCUUGAGUGCUCAGCUUAGUGGGCUGGACAGAGGCUUGAGAGCGAAAAGCACGAAGCCGAAGAGUAUGUCAGCAGCGCCGUUGUCCGCAUCGAAUGGCGGGUUGACAACAGGCGGUAAAGUGACAACCGUCGGACCAGCAGCCUCACUACCCCAAUCGCCGUGGCCAUCUGCACAUGCUCACACUACCCCUGUACGUGCUCGUACAGUCACGCCUUCGGAACCUGACGACCAGGUUCAUUUGGAGACCUCCGACAGAUCCAUCGAGCAAGGCCGUGGUGUUGAAGAACCUGGCAACGACCAUCAAUUUGACUUCCACGAUGAGAGCGGCAUGUUCGCACCGGCCGAAUACAGCGAUGACGGCUCGUAUGAUGAACCGGAUAUGGAGCUGGAGUCGCAUUGUGGGAUCCUGGACAAUGCGAGCUUUGAACAGAUAGGUGCCGUACUGCCGUCUCCGGUUGAGUCGUCGAAAGCUCUCCUGGAUAGACCGAGUAUCGUUCCAGACACGAGGCCAAAUGACCUUGGAAAUACGGGCGCACGGAAGCGGCGCGCUUCGUCCGAUGACAUUCUCCGCCUACAACCCAAGCGUUCCCGCACUGAUGAUGAACCUACAGCUGUGCCGCGUCCCGUGACGUCGGUCGGCACAAGCCGAGAUCGCAGUGCUCCUGUCGCGAGGGCUGGUGACGACGGCGUUGACAAGGACACUGGAAGCGCACCAGAGCCUCGUAAAGACUCUGUGACCGAUGUUGUGGCUCCCAAAGCACCCGCCACUCAAGCCCGACCAGAUGGAGCUCUGAUCACUGCAACAUCUAAGCGAGCCGUUGACGGCAACGACGUCGAGGUCACAUCAUGGCUGAACGCAACGAACGCUGUCGGAUGCCUCGAUGCAAUAGCACCAGAACAUCGUACACACUCUGUGACGAAUGUUGUGGCCUCGGAAACAUCAGCCACCCAAUCCAGACCGAACGAAGCUCUUGACGAUGCAGCACCUCAACCAGGAGGCGGCGGCGACGACGUCGUGGUGACAUCAUGGCUCACCAUGCAGGACGUAAGGGACGCUGUGGACCGCCUCCACGCCAAGGAUUUCGAUGGCUAUUUCAACAACGCGCUGAUAGACGUCACGCUACGCUUUCUCAACCCCAACCCUCAACUGUGGCACAUCGUGGAACCCGGUGCCUACACAUUCGAACUCCUCGACCGCCACCAGACUGGGAAGUAUCGGGGCGUCCAGGAAUCACAUCGAUACAUUGUCCUGCCUGUGUACUUCGCGAAGGCAUUGCACUGGGUCAUGGCAGUCUUGGACCUAGAGCUCGAAGAGUAUGACGUCUACGAGCCAACACAGGACGCAGAGACUUAUGCCAAGGCGGAGAGAGUAGUCGACGCCUUCAUCGGAUGCAUGUGCAGAUACAUAACCGGUACUGAUCACGCUGACAUUACGACUCCAAUCAAGAGUUGGAAGAAGCUGCGUAGAAAUACUCUGUUGCAGCAGCGCGACGCCUACAAUUGCGGCUUGUACGGUGUCAUCAACACAUUGUACCUUAUGUACACAGCAGAGCCUUGCACUAUGCUUGAACCGGCAGCCUGGCGAGAACUGCUAGCUGCCGGCUUUCGACCUCUCUUAACCGAGCAUCACGCAAGCAACCCUGUCGACCAGCCAACAGCGGCGCAAUCGGUCCAGAUCGAGAAUGAUCAUGACUUUGCUAACGUACAGAGCACGCUGGCCACACAGAUACGCCAGGUCAGAAACCAGCGACACUUCUGGCAAUCUGCUUCACAGAUGCUGGCACACCACGCCGGAAACGAGAUAGCACGGAUAACCAGCGAUCUGGAGAAACACGCGAGAGCCUUCGAAGCUCUCCAGGAUUGCCAUCGACGUUUCUGCGGCGUCUCCGAGGAAGUAGCAAACGACCUCGUGAAGCUUCAAGCGAAGGCGGGACCUAAUCUUCAGCGUCACCAGGACGUGGCUGCCGCGUACCGCUUCAAGACAGGCCUGCGCGUGCAUCUGCAGCGAGUGGAGCAGCAACUGCAAAAGACGCUCGAGCGGCUUUCGCAGACAAAGUCUGCGCUUCUGAAGUACUCGAGGAAGCGAGAGGAGCAGUGGCAUCUGAGCUGUGAACAAGUGCUCGACGUAGUGGUUCCAACAUAGCAAUCGGGUGGAGAGCCUUGCUUUAUUUAACCUUGCAUUAUUUAACCUAUAUUUAUAUUGACUAUUACUGUACGGUGCGAAGGGCAGGAAGUUAGCUGUAAAGUCAGCUAUCACGUGUGGAGACUCGAGCGAGUCGGCAAGCAGUGGACUUCCUCCCGACUAAACUUUCGACAGCUUUCAGAGUGAGCAACAAUACCUAGGGGACUCAGCUUUAACGGCAUUUGUUAUUCACUUCGUGGCGCUCUUUCCUCCAGUGAGCGUGCUGCGUGUGUGUGUGCCACGCCGCCUCGGGUGAUCCUGAUGGACCAGUUCUUGCGUCUUGGUCUUGUCACCUCACGCCCAAAGUUUAGCUACUAUGUGGCUUGGUAGGACACAGCACUUUCUAGGCUUCGACAAGGCACCUUUCAGCCUUCGACACAACGCCAGCUCGACGGAGGAGACUGACUGGACGCUAUCCGUCAUGCCCUGCCAUCUGAGACUGCGGCUACAGGAG